AUGGAGAAGAAGAAGAAACAGAAGAAGAAGCAUAAGCAGAAUAAUAUUGAGAAGAAUCCAGAAGAAAACCAAAACAGUCACUAUCAAAAUCAGAAGAAUGCAUUAAAAGAAGAAAAGAAGGAGAAUGAGAAAAAAAUUAGCGAAGAAGCAGAUGGAGACCCAAGACUUAAGGUUUUUAAGAGGGAUUGGUUUCAAGGCAAGGAUUGUCUCGACAUUGGUUGCAAUAGUGCAAAAGAGUUUCGGUGCAAGAGCAUUCUUGGAAUCGAUAUUGACUCUGAUAGAGUUUCAGAUGCAUAUUGGCAUUUGAGAAAAUUUGCAAGGACAGAAAAUGCUAGAAAGAACAGUUCAAAAGCUGCCAGAUUGGAGCUUACAAAUAAAGUUAAUGGUGCUGAGCAUAGUGCAGGUACUUCUUCAGUUGAGACAAAAGAGGAAGGGCCACCUUCUGUGGAAGGAGAUCUAUUUGAUGUAGUUUCUUUCCGCCAAGAAAAUUUUGUUCAGAGUCAGCGUCCACCAGAGAAGCAAUAUGAUACAAUUCUUUGGUGGGUUUCUCCUUCCACAAUGUCAUGUCCUGUGAACAUGUAUUUUAUGAAGGCAUGA
Messenger RNA from Dovyalis caffra, 597 nucleotides. NCBI's taxonomy places the organism in Eukaryota, Viridiplantae, Streptophyta, Magnoliopsida, Malpighiales, Salicaceae. The record is from the annotation of a GenBank genome assembly.